This is a messenger RNA of Chara braunii, 2135 nucleotides long. NCBI's taxonomy places the organism in Eukaryota, Viridiplantae, Streptophyta, Charophyceae, Charales, Characeae. The record is from the annotation of a GenBank genome assembly.
CUUCGAGCAGCACAAACUAGUUCUAUCAUUUCUAUAGCACUCUAGUGUCCUAGCUGAGGGCAAAGCAUCGGAUGUUUCUAAGUCAUCGUCCCAGAGACAACGAAAGCAACGGCAACAUUUAGGAUACUCUUGUGGACAUUGUCAAGCGUUUGCUCGUAGAGCCAACAAUUUAUAGGUAAUAUGGAGCCCGUGUCCGAGCCAGUGAUUGGCAUCGACCUUGGGACAUCUUACUGCUGUGUUGCUGUCUUUCAAGAUGGCAAGGUGGAAGUCGUUCCUAAUGAGACUGGUUCUCGAGUAACACCAUCUUUUGUUGCUUUCACCGAGCAGGAAUGUCUGGUCGGGGAGGCUGCAAAGAGGUACGGUCAAAAGAAUCCAGAGCAAUGCAUAUAUGAAGUAAAACGCCUGAUGGGUAGAGCGUUCAGGGAUACUGAUGUGCAACAGGACUCUAAGCAUUGGCCAUUCACGGUUGUAGAAGGGUCAUCAGGGGAGGCACUUGUGGAAGUUCCCAGACUGACUUCAAGCUAUCAACAGCAUGGUCAGCAUUUCAAGCCCGAGGAGAUCUCUGCAAUGUUGCUUAGGAGGAUGAAGAAGAUCGCGGAGGACUUCACCAAUUACCCUAGUAUAAGGAAUGCAGUGAUUACUGUUCCUGCCUAUUUUAAUGACAGUCAACGGCAGGCAACAAAGGACGCAGGUGAAAAUGCAGGGUUAAACGUGCUAAGGUUGAUGAAUGAACCGACUGCUGCAGCACUAGCUUACGGGCAUCAGCGCUUGAUAGGAAAGAAAUGUCAAAACAAGAGGAUCCUGCUGUUUGAUCUGGGGGGUGGAACUUUCGAUGUUUCCAUUAUCGCAGUGACAUCCGGUGUUGACAUUAUUUCCAAGUUUACGGUGAAUGGAGUGGCAGGUGAUCGCCAUCUGGGGGGAGCAGAUUUUGACAAUCGACUUGUCUGCCACUUGCUCGAUGAAUUCGAGAAGCAAACUGGGACCAACGUGGCACUGCGCAGCAAUCAGAAGACUUUGCUAAAGUUGAAAGGCGUGGCUGAGUCAGCAAAGCGUGGACUUUCCUCCAGUGUUUCAGCAGAUAUAGAUGUGGAGCGUGUGUACGAGGACAAAGAUCUGCACACGGAGUUAGGACGUGCAAAGUUUGAAUCACUUAUUGCAGACCUGCUGGCAAAGUGCAUGGCAGUGGUUCAAGAUGCGCUAAAUAUAGCUAAUGUUAGCAGAACGGACAUUGCAGAAGUUGUUCUCGUGGGCGGGUCCACACGGAUUCCCCGCGUGAAAGAAAUGCUGAAAGAAUUCUUUGGGAGACCACCUCUAGCGUGUGGGCAUGUGGACGAAGCUGUGGCCUAUGGGGCAGCGGUAAUGGCAGGAAUGCGGGCAAAUAGGUGUGAUGACCCCGGUAAUGGUCCACGAAUAUCAGUUGAGGAUGUUACAGCUCUGAGCAUUGGAGUGAAAUUGAACCUGGAUCAGAUGAAUGUGAUCAUACGAAGGAGCUCUCCCCUUCCUGCCCAAGGGUCCGAGUGCUUCUCAACGGCUGUGGACUACCAGACAAGUUUGUCAUUCUACUUGUACGAAGGAGAGCGUGCAAUGUGCAGUGAUAACCGUUUCCUGGGUGUGUUUCACCUCCAGGGUUUCACACCUGUCAGGGCAACGGGCAAGCCUGUUACCCGUCUCAUUCUGAAUGUGGAUGAAAAUGGGAUUCUUCAUGCCGCAGCUGAGGCAACGGAUAAUCACAUUCAGAUGGGCCUGACAGAAGGCAUUACAAUUGAUUGUGGACAUGGACAACUGAACAAGGAGAAAGCGCCAAUGAUUGUUCAAGAGGCACAGGCGUCAAAGAACAUGGAUGAUGCCAUCAGAGAGGCAUUUCGUGAACGGCGGAAGCUCCGGGCUUUAGCAAUUGAAAUGAGGAAGGACUUGCCAAAGAUCACGCCACCAAACAAGCGCAGACUUGUGACAAAAAGAGUUAACGAGGUGUUGACGUGGCUGGGUGCUGAAGAACGUGUGGCAACCAGUGACAUUUAUACAGGACAUCACAUAAUGCUUCUCACAGUCAAAGAUGCAGAGGGGAUUCCUGGAUGCUUUUGCAUGUAGUCUCUGCCCAUUCUCUGCUGAAUGAAUUUUGAGCUUCCCAUUUGAUC